Messenger RNA from Antechinus flavipes (yellow-footed antechinus), 1098 nucleotides. It is a transcript of the gene GMNN, whose product is annotated as geminin DNA replication inhibitor. The record is from RefSeq and is a predicted model, not a curated record. Lineage: Eukaryota; Metazoa; Chordata; Mammalia; Dasyuromorphia; Dasyuridae. Gene Ontology annotation, cellular component: nucleus. The coding region runs from base 124 to 783 and encodes 219 amino acids. Gene Ontology annotation, biological process: negative regulation of DNA replication; negative regulation of cell cycle. The transcript has 7 exons.
GUUCCUAUCGGUAUUUAGCUCGCGGUGCAGCUGCUUUGGUUCGGUCCUGGCCUCUUCUUCGGGCGCCGUUUUUGUGCGCAUGAGUGUCCCUCGCCGGCACCCGGCGCUACCCUCCGCUUUUUGAUGAGUUCCAGAAUGAAGCAGACAAAAGAGGAAAGGUCCAAAGGAACUAUAAAGAAAUAUUUCUUGGACAACACAAAUGUCAGCCUUUUACCAAGACGAACACUCAAGAUGAUUCAACCAACUGCAGCUGGUUCUCUAGUCGGCAGAGUAAAGGAGUCAACUUCUAUCAAGGCCUUAUCCAAAAGGAAGCUUUGGAAUGACCAAGUAACAUCCAAGUCUUCUAACACUGAUGUUGCUUUAGAUCCAGAGCACAGUGAAAAUGAAAAUCUGGAAGGAGUUUCUCAAGAAGCUUUUGAUCUCAUGAUUAAUGAAAAUCCUCCUCCUCAGUACUGGAAAGAAGUGGCGGAAAAACGGAGAAAGGCUCUUUAUGAAGCACUACAAGAAAAUGAGAAACUACAUAAAGAAAUUGAACAGAAGGACAAUGAAAUUGCCCACCUAAAAGAAGAAAAUAAGGAAUUGGCAGAACUAGCAGAACAUGUACAAUAUAUGGCAGAUAUGAUAGAAAGGCUCACUGGCCAAUCUCUAGAAAACUUUGAAUCACAGAACAAUCCAGCAUUUGAAGAUUCUGAUUCUGGAGGUGAAGAAGCAGGUAGUGAUUUAGAACAAAACUGCCUUGCCACAUGUGGUGGAAAAAAUGCUUCUUUACCUACAGAUGGAUGACCCUGUAUAUAAAUAUUUUGUUUGACUAUUGGGAAAUAACACUGCCACAACUUUAACUUUAAUUUACAUCUUUGGGUUACUUUUCUAAAUUAGUCAAACCUUGGAACAUUUGGCUCUUUUAACUUGAUGCUUAAUGGCAGAAAAUUACUUGUAUUCAGCAAACUCUUGUAGUUUGCUUUUGGACACUUGUAUUAAAAUACAAAUACUGUGUAUUUUUAAUCUUGUGAUAGUUUAUGUAAAUAGCAUCUUUUUCAGUUGAGUCUAACAUGACUUAUACAUAUACUUGAUAAAUAAACUUCAAUCUCCCAUCAAAAA